AUGACUCAUGAUUCAGACGUCACCCCCCCCGUGCCGGCUAGUGACGAAUACUAUGAUCUCGGCUCGUUCGGUCGGAGGAUCACCACCUCCAACUCCGACACUCAGACCUGGUUCAAUCGGGGCCUCAGUUGGGUUUACGCCUUCAAUCAUGUCGAGGGCGCCUACUGCUUUGAACAAGCCAUCGCUCACGAUCCGUCGUGCGCCAUAGCUUACUGGGGGCUGGCGUACGCAGUUGGUCCCAACUACAACAAGCCAUGGGACCGUUUUGAUAGGGAAGACUUGAAAACCUGCAUGAAACGGGCCUAUGAGGCGUCGCGCAACGCCAAAGAACAUGCAAAUCAUGCGACUCCACUUGAGCAAGGGUUGAUCGAAGCCAUCCAGUCCCGAUUCCAGAGCGCCUCGCCACCCAAUACUGCGGAGCGGUCGGCACUGAACCAUGCGUAUGCGACGGCCAUGAAGCCUGUUUAUCGAGACUUUGGCAAUGAUCUGGAUGCCGCAGUUCUCUACGCGGACGCGCUGAUGAAUCUGACUCCUUGGGCGCUCUGGGAUCUGUUUACUGGCGAACCCAAUCCCAAAGCAGCCACAAUGGAGGUCAAGGAGGUACUGGAACGCGCUCUGGCUCAAAAAGGGUCUGAGAAGCACCCGGGGCUGCUGCACCUCUACAUCCACUACAUUGAAAUGUCGCCGAAUCCUGAGUUAGGUAUCAAUGUCGCCGACCAGCUGCGUGACUUGAUGCCUGAUGCAGGCCACAUCCAUCACAUGCCAACUCAUCUCGACAUUCUGAUCGGGGAUUGGCGACGCUCGAUUGCGUCCAAUUACAAGGCUACUCUAGCAGAUGACAAGUAUGUGCGCCGCGCAGGUCCAUACAACUUCUACACGUUCUAUCGACUUCACGACUACCAUUCCCUCAUCUACGCCGCUAUGCUUUGCGGAAAAUUGAAUACGGCCCUGGAUGCGGUCGAUCGGAUGGAGGCUUCAGUCCCUGAAGAUGUGCUACGAAUUAAGUCCCCGCCCAUGGCUGAUUGGUUGGAGAACUUCAUGUCCAUUCGCUUACAUGUCAUGGUGCGCUUUGGAAUGUGGGAGGCGCUGAAACAAAUGGAAUUGCCAAAAGACCCCGAACUAUACAGAGUCACGACGGCAACUACACAUUACGCCAAGGCAGUUGCCUAUGCGGCUACUGGGGAUAUAGAUGGAGCCCUAGAGCAGCGGGAGCUCUUUCAGCAGACUUGUGCACUUGUUCCAGGGACCCGCCGCGCCUAUAAUGGCAAGUGUACGCAGACCUUGGCCGUGGCCGCGGCCAUGCUGGAUGGAGAAAUCGAGUAUCGCCGUCAAAACUACGACAAGGCCUUUGAGCAUCUGCGCAAGUCCAUCGAACUGGAUGACAAGCUCCCGUAUAGUGAACCAUGGUCGUGGAUGCAACCCAGUCGACAUGCCUACGCGGCCCUUCUCCUGGAGCAGGGCCAUCUCGAGGAAGCGGCCAAAGUGUACCGCGCUGACCUGGGACUCGAUAGCACGCUGAUUCGUCCCCGCCGCCACCCGAACAAUGUUUGGUCGCUCCAGGGGUAUCAUGAAUGCUUGAUGCGGUUGGGAAGGACGGAGGAAGCGGCUGUCAUCGAGCCUGCAGUAAAGCUGGCGCUCGCUGUAGCAGACAUUCCCAUCAAUUCCUCGUGCUUUUGCCGAUUGGAUACUUCUCGAGCGCCGCGCGUCAUUAACGGUUGUAGUUCCAAUGGGAAUUGCCACUAA
Molecule: messenger RNA, 1743 nt
Organism: Aspergillus lentulus
Lineage: Eukaryota; Fungi; Ascomycota; Eurotiomycetes; Eurotiales; Aspergillaceae
Product: tetratricopeptide repeat protein
Molecular function (GO): protein binding
Source: RefSeq, a predicted model, not a curated record